GAUGCAAGUUCCGCGCUAACAAACAAACCAGGGUUGCGUUGUAGCGGCUCCCCUCUCGCCAAUUUAGCCCCAAAUAGCCUCAUCUCGCGAUUUAUAUAGUCUGCCGCCUUUAUAAGAUAUGCCGACAACACAGCCUUGAUAGAGUCCCAUUGACCGGGCCGGAAACGACAGAGAACACCUUGUUUGACCGUUUUGAGACAUACGAGCGCGAGCUAGACCACAAUUGUCGUCAUGGCUGACGCAAAAUGGUUGCGAUCCAAGAAGGACGACGAGCAGCCGGCCGCCAACAAUGACCACCUCGUCCAGUCCGACGACCCCAACCACCCGGCGAAUUUGAUUCCCUCGCUCUGCGCCAAGUUUUGGACACUCGGUUGGGUUACAGGCACCGGAGGAGGGGCCUCAAUUCGCGAAGAUGACCUCGUCUACAUCGCGCCUUCGGGCGUCCAGAAGGAGCUGAUGAAGCCCUCCGACAUCUACGUCCUCUCCCUCGCCGCACAAGCCCAGUCGCUCGACCGGCGCAAGCGCGUCUACCUGCGCAGCCCCCCCAACUACAAGCCGAGCCAGUGCACCCCGCUCUUCCUGGCCGCCUUCACUAAGCGGCGCGCCGGCUGCUGCAUCCACACGCACUCGCACUGGGCUGUGCUGGUGACGCUGAUCCUCGAGACGCAGGGUCUCGGCAAGAACCGCGAGUUCCGCAUCAACAAUAUCGAGCAGAUCAAGGGCUUCGGGCGCGGGUUCAAAAAGAGCGGCAACCUGGGGUACCACGACACGCUGGUCAUUCCGGUGAUUGAGAACACGGCGCACGAGGAGGACUUGACGGAGUUUCUGGAGGAGGCGAUGGAUAGUUACCCGGAUACCUAUGCGGUGCUCGUGAGGAGGCACGGUGUCUAUGUGUGGGGGGAUAACGUGCACAAGGCGAAGACGCAGUGCGAGAGCCUGGACUAUCUCUUCCAACUCGCCGUCGAGAUGAAGCAGCUCAACCUGCCCUGGAUCACCGACAUUGAGCCCGUGGUGCCGCGGCGGUCAUAGCAGGAUCAAUUGCACCCUAUCAGUCCCGACAAUCAACUCCGUCAUAGUUGCGCUGCCUAAGUACCCACCCUAACCAACAUGAUUAUACCCAUCCAUUACACCACAAACCCAUCACAGACCCAGUCGUAACCUAUCAUCCAUCCCUGUAACCAUUUCCGCAUUUCACCAGCAAGACUCAUUUAAGCUUUAAAGAGCCAUAACAGCAGCUAAAAACCCAGCAGCGCCCACCACGGCGGAGCCAACACCCAUCAACCCAGCGGUAGGAGCAGCGCCCACCGAGGUGGCCGAAGAGGCCGCGCCG
Parathielavia appendiculata is the source of this 1330-nucleotide messenger RNA. RefSeq names its product Methylthioribulose-1-phosphate dehydratase. The record is from RefSeq and is a predicted model, not a curated record. NCBI's taxonomy places the organism in Eukaryota, Fungi, Ascomycota, Sordariomycetes, Sordariales, Chaetomiaceae. The coding region runs from base 232 to 1029 and encodes 265 amino acids. Gene Ontology annotation, molecular function: methylthioribulose 1-phosphate dehydratase activity; metal ion binding. The transcript is spliced from 3 exons. Gene Ontology annotation, cellular component: cytoplasm.